Thelazia callipaeda (thelaziosis nematode) is the source of this 222-nucleotide messenger RNA. Lineage: Eukaryota; Metazoa; Nematoda; Chromadorea; Rhabditida; Thelaziidae. The record is from the annotation of a GenBank genome assembly.
GAAGCUAGUGAGGCAUAUUUGGUGGGCCUUUUUGAAGACACGAAUCUGUGCGCUAUUCAUGCUAAACGUGUUACUAUCAUGCCAAAGGACAUUCAGCUUGCUCGUCGAAUCCGUGGAGAGCGUGCUUAAUUUUGUUCUGAAGUUGUACAUUCGCCCUCAUCACUUACUAUUUGAUGGGAAUCAUUGUCUUAAAAUAUUGUUCAAGGUGUUGAAGGAGUAGAC